Bufo bufo (common toad) is the source of this 2308-nucleotide messenger RNA. It is a transcript of the gene RHO, whose product is annotated as rhodopsin. Gene Ontology annotation, molecular function: G protein-coupled receptor activity. Gene Ontology annotation, biological process: phototransduction; visual perception; G protein-coupled receptor signaling pathway. The transcript has 6 exons. The coding region runs from base 70 to 1134 and encodes 354 amino acids. The record is from RefSeq and is a predicted model, not a curated record. NCBI's taxonomy places the organism in Eukaryota, Metazoa, Chordata, Amphibia, Anura, Bufonidae. Gene Ontology annotation, cellular component: photoreceptor outer segment; membrane.
GAGAGGAGGGGGAAACACAGUAGGGGUUUCUUUCUAGUUUGGGGGGGGGGACUUUAAAGAGCCGCCAAUAUGAACGGAACAGAAGGCCCAAACUUUUACAUACCCAUGUCCAACAAGACUGGGGUGGUGCGAAGCCCCUUUGAAUACCCUCAGUAUUACCUGGCAGAGCCAUGGCAAUAUUCCAUUCUGUGCGCGUACAUGUUCCUGCUCAUUCUACUUGGGUUCCCAAUCAACUUCAUGACCUUGUACGUCACCAUCCAGCACAAGAAGCUCCGGACACCCUUAAACUAUAUCCUGCUGAAUUUGGCCUUUGCCAACCACUUCAUGGUCCUGUGUGGAUUCACGGUGACAAUGUACUCCUCAAUGAACGGAUACUUCAUCCUCGGAGCCACCGGUUGCUAUGUUGAAGGCUUCUUCGCUACCCUUGGUGGUGAAAUCGCCCUUUGGUCCCUGGUGGUCUUGGCCAUUGAACGAUACGUGGUCGUCUGUAAGCCCAUGAGCAACUUCCGAUUUAGUGAGAACCAUGCCGUCAUGGGCGUAGCGUUCACCUGGAUAAUGGCUUUGUCCUGUGCUGUUCCUCCACUCCUUGGAUGGUCCAGGUACAUCCCCGAGGGCAUGCAGUGCUCCUGCGGAGUCGACUACUACACCCUGAAGCCCGAGGUCAACAACGAGUCCUUCGUCAUCUACAUGUUCGUCGUCCACUUCACCAUCCCCCUGAUUAUCAUUUUCUUCUGCUAUGGCCGCCUGGUGUGCACUGUGAAAGAGGCUGCAGCUCAACAGCAAGAGUCCGCCACCACCCAGAAGGCCGAGAAAGAGGUGACCAGGAUGGUGAUCAUCAUGGUGGUCUUCUUCCUUAUCUGUUGGGUCCCCUACGCCUCUGUCGCUUUCUUCAUCUUCAGCAAUCAGGGCUCUGAGUUCGGCCCCAUCUUCAUGACCGUCCCAGCUUUCUUUGCCAAGAGUUCUUCCAUCUACAACCCCGUCAUCUACAUCAUGCUCAACAAGCAGUUCCGUAACUGCAUGAUCACCACCCUGUGCUGCGGCAAGAAUCCCUUUGGAGAAGACGAUGCCUCCUCUGCCGCCACCUCCAAGACAGAGGCUUCUUCUGUUUCUUCCAGCCAGGUGUCUCCUGCAUAAGACCUUCCACCAGGCCUGUCUCAGGGUCCGCUGCCUCACACAGCUCCCACCGCCCCAACUCCGUCUCCUGCUCGCUAAGGCGGCGAAGUUCCCCUUCCAUUACAUAAAACGUAUCUGUUCAAGAAAGGCGACGACGAAGGAGAAGAAGAGGAGCCCCCCCGAACCCCUUCGCUGCUGAAAACGACUUGAUUGCUUCUGCAACGCAACGGGGCCCUUACGGCAGCGAAGGGGUUGUCAUCCGGACGCGCCAAGAAUUCCUUCGAGACUGUAAAUAUCUUAAAGGAACCGUCCUGCUAGUUACCGCGACGCCGCUCCUGUAGCCGCCGUUCCCCCGCACUCCGGCCGGUUCAUACCUCUUAUUUUUUUGCAAUGCAACAGAAAAUAAUAUUUUUGUUCCCACGGCUUUUCCCGGUCAGGUCUGGUAGUGGCGGAGAUUGGCCGACCCCUCGCACCUGUAAUAAAGCGCAGCAAAAAAAAAUCCAAAAAAAUAAAACAUCUUAUGUCAUUGACGUUCCCAGCAGACCUGACCUCAUCGCCCCGCCAUCUGGAGACCAUGUGACCCCCCCAGGCAUUAAAUAUUGGUAUGAACCACCGUGCCCUACCGCUACUACUACUCCCAAUCUUCACACGUCAGCCCCAGGUAAAGCCAGUUCAUUGGCAUCUUCUAGGAUUUAAAGAUGUUGCCCAUGAGCGCCAGUAAGUCCAUGCCACCUGUCUGCAGCCCUCAGCUUGGCAGGUGCCCCCCGAGAGAUGUCUGCAAUGGCCGCUCUCCAUGUUCAAGGAGCGACAUGGAGGAAGCCAUUCUCGCUCAAAGAGCUUACGAUCCCUCAUUAAAAACUAUGGCCUAGCCCCAAAAUAUCUACCCAAUGGUCACUUACCCCAUUAGUUUCCUGUCCCGGAAAUGCCAUUGGCCAGUGAAGAGCCUUCAAGGUCAUGUCCUGUCCUCGCCACCUCUUAUAUUUCCAGUGACAGGAGAUGCCGACAUCUUGGGCGUUCCCCUCCCCCAGGUUGAUGCUCCAGGGCCCGUAUUUUGCAUGAGCAGAGUCAGAAGGGGUCAAACCCCCACCCCCAGCAUCCUCCUGUGCCCCCAUUACAGUUCUGAUGAUGUAAAUAGAAAAUUUACCUGCAAGUUUCGGUGUAGGAGUGCGUGUAUGCGUAGACCCCCACCCCCCGC